This is a messenger RNA of Ascochyta rabiei, 1467 nucleotides long. RefSeq names its product Nicotinate phosphoribosyltransferase. The record is from RefSeq and is a predicted model, not a curated record. NCBI's taxonomy places the organism in Eukaryota, Fungi, Ascomycota, Dothideomycetes, Pleosporales, Didymellaceae. The coding region runs from base 1 to 1467 and encodes 488 amino acids. Gene Ontology annotation, molecular function: nicotinate phosphoribosyltransferase activity. The transcript has 3 exons. Gene Ontology annotation, biological process: NAD+ biosynthetic process.
AUGGCUGCGGCCGUCGCGAACCUGCCCGAGGGCAUCAUGUCCCUCUUGGACACCGAUUUGUACAAAUUGACUAUGCAGUGUUGUGUACUCAAGUUCUUCCCCGAUGUAUCAGUCACAUACAGCUUCACCAACCGAACACCGAACAAGAAGCUCAGCCGCGCAGCCUUCAAGUGGCUGCAGGUGCAGGUAGACAAGCUCGAGAACAUUGAGGUUUCACCAGACGAACUCGAUUUUCUCAAGAAGAACUGCCCCUACCUGAACAGCCAGUACCUGCUGUUCCUCUCCACUUUUCACCUCAAGCCCUCAAAACAGCUCCGACUCUCGUUCACCGCGAGUCAAGACACGGGCUCAGACGAAGACCUCGGCGACUUCCGCAUCGACACUGAAGGGCUAUGGCUGGAUACUAUUCUGUACGAGAUUCCGCUCCUCGCUCUCGUGAGCGAAGCAUAUUUCAAGUUUGUCGACAAGGACUGGACCUACGAGGGACAAGUCGAGAAGGCGUACCAGAAGGGCGCAAAGCUACUGGAAGAGGGCUGCAUAUUCUCCGAGUUCGGUACAAGACGGCGAAGAGACUACCACACACAAGACCUCGUCCUUCAGGGACUGCGCCGGGCUGCAGACGAGGGCAAGACCGCAGGGUGGAAGGGCAAGCUGUCUGGAUCAAGCAACGUGCACUUCGCCCACAAGCACGAAUUGUUACCAGUGGGUACAGUCGCGCACGAGUGGUUCAUGGGCGUCGCAGCCAUCACGAACGACUAUGAACACGCCAACGAGAUCGCUCUACAGUACUGGACAGCGACUUUCGGCGAGGGGGUACUGGGUGUUGCGCUGACAGAUACUUUCGGCACACCAACUUUCUUGAAAGCGUUCAAGAAGCAGAUUCCCAACAUCACAACCGCUAUCGAAGGUGGCAGUGCUACACUAGCAUCCGCAGCAAGCACAACCGAUCCAUCCGUGCAGACGCUAGCAUCGACACAACCACCAAUCCACGCAGGACCUGAGGGCGCCAACAGACCGAGGAAAACGUACGCAGAGGUAUUCACCGGUGUGCGCCAAGACUCUGGAGACCCAUUGGACUUUGUCAAGAUGAUGCGGGAGUUCUACGAUCAAGAAGGUAUCAAGGACAAGAAGACUAUCGUUUUCUCAGACUCAUUAAACCUCGAGUUGUGCUUCAAGUACAAGGCUGCGGCUGAGGCGGCAGGAUUCCAGCCCACAUUUGGUGUGGGCACGUUCUUGACCAAUGAUUUCGUCGAAAAGUCGACGGGCAACAAAUCUGUGCCACUCAACAUUGUCAUCAAGAUCGCCUCCGCAUCCGGCCGCCACGCUGUCAAGAUUAGCGACAACAUCGGCAAGAACACAGGCGACAAGGCGACGGUCGAGGAAGUUAAGCAAAGACUUGGAUACACGGAGAAAGAGUGGGCGGGUGGGGACGAGAAGACGAGAUGGGGGACUGCAAAGCAGCAAUGA